AUGCUGCCAAGAGCGCUACUCCGACUGUCACCGGGCACCUCGCAGCAGCGCCCGUUCUCCAGAUCCGCCCCUGCAUUAAACGCCGUCCUCAACCAAUUCUUCGACGAUCCCCAAAAUUUUGGAAAAACUGAACUACGCCCAAAGCUACGACCCGGACGCGCGUGGAGCAGUGAUGAACUGCGACGCAAGAGCAACGAGGAUUUACAUAAAUUGUGGUACAUAUGCCUAAAAGAACGGAAUAUGCUACUCACUAUGCAAAAGUCCUAUCAAAACUACGCGAAAGCCUUCCCGAACCCUGAACGGCUCGACAAUGUUGCGACGACGAUGAAGGGGAUUGAGGAAGUGGUCCACGAGCGGAACGACGCCUACUACCAGCUCGAAACUGGAAAAGGAGUUGAUCCGCCGAAGCGCACGAUCACUUCCUUCAUGGGAUUCACGUAUGAGAAAGCCGCGCGAGAACAUUAUCAGCCUCCAACAGCUGGUCAGAAAGAAUACGAGGUCCCCGAACUCGAUGCGGACGCGCAUAUGAUGCAAAAGCUUUGGGCGGAGAAGGAGGCCCUGAAGGAGCGCGACCGGAAGGAUGUGGCCGCGCAGCGAGAGUACUUGAGCGAUUCCAAGUUGAAGUUCAAGCGUGGCGGCCGCCGAACAUUUGAUCGUCUGGAAGAUAUCAAGCCAUAUCUU
This is a messenger RNA of Mesorhabditis spiculigera, 681 nucleotides long. Lineage: Eukaryota; Metazoa; Nematoda; Chromadorea; Rhabditida; Rhabditidae. The record is from the annotation of a GenBank genome assembly.